GCAGCACAGGUACAAUAAGAAACUUUCGAUUGUCAUGGUUACCUGGUAUUCACAUGUAGUUCGCAUAGUAUGAUGGUAAAACGCUGCUGAUUGACUACGGGUGAAAGGAGAUAUAAUAAUACAGUGUUGUCAGUUUGAGAAUAUACCUUCGAAACCAACAACUCUUGAACAACUUCUUUGCAGUUUAGCCUACUCCACUUCACUUCUCCCCAACGACGCCAAGAUGCCGCAUCUUAACGGAAACGGAAUAGCCAACGGCCAUGGCAUCGAUCACCGCAACCUGCCCAGCAUUUUCACACCACAGCGCAAAUUGAGCGUGGUUUGCAUUGGUGCUGGCGCCUCGGGGCUGCUGUUGGCAUACAAGCUGCAACGACACUUUGAUGACUUCGACCUUAAGGUUUUUGAGAAAAAUCCAGAAAUUUCGGGCACAUGGUUUGAAAACAGUUAUCCCGGCUGCGCAUGCGACGUCCCGUCCCAUUGCUACACCUGGUCUUUCGAGCCCAAGACGGACUGGUCCGCCAACUACGCGGGUUCCAAGGAGAUUUUCCAGUAUUUUAAGGACUUCUCCACCAAGUACGGUCUGGAGCAGUACGUCAAGCUUGAGCAUGAGGUUAUCGGCGCGAUCUGGGAUGCGAAGGUGAGCAAGUGGCAUGUGCAGACGAAAGACUUGCGGACGGGGCGUGUGAGCACUGACUCGGCGCAUGUGCUGAUCAAUGCGGGUGGGAUCCUGAAUGCGUGGAGAUACCCUCCAAUUCCGGGUAUUGAGACGUUCAAGGGGGAGCUGGUGCAUUCCGCCGCUUGGCCGGAGGAUCUUGAUCUCAAGGGGAAAGUGGUCGGACUUAUUGGGAAUGGAUCGUCCGGUAUCCAAAUUCUGCCUGCAAUCAAGGGCGAGGUCAAGGAGCUCAAGACCUUCAUCCGCGAGGCCACGUGGGUUGCUCCGCCCGUGGGAGAGGGGUUCAAAGCCUUCUCGCCCGAGGAACAGCAAAGGUUCGCCGAGGAUCCAGAGUACCAUCUCGCGGAGCGCCGGAAAAUCGAGGCGCGCAUGAACAGCAGCUUCGCGAUCUUCCACUCUGAGUCUCAGCCUCAGAAGGACACGCGCCAGUAUAUGAAGGGCCUGAUGGAGGAGAGACUGCAAGAUGAGAAGCUCUCCAAGCUACUAAUUCCGGAAUGGUCGGUCGGCUGUCGACGAUUGACGCCGGGCACGAAUUAUCUCGAGUCGCUGAGCGAUGAUAAUGUCAAGGUCGUCUAUGGAGAGAUCACACAGAUCACGGAGACGGGAGUGAUUUGUGAUGAUGGUGCUGGAGAGCACUCAGUCGAGGUGCUGAUUUGUGCGACUGGCUUUGACACUACGUUCAAGCCCCGCUUCCCCUUGAUCGGAUCGACUGGAGAACAGUUGAGCACGCUUUGGAAGGACGACCCGAAAGCAUAUUUUGGUAUUGCAGCUGACAAGUUCCCGAAUUAUUUCUUUACACUUGGCCCCAACUGCCCAAUUGGAAAUGGACCAGUGCUCAUCUCCAUCGAGGCCGAAAUCGAGUAUAUCAUCCAGAUGCUCUCAAAGUUCCAAAAGGAGAACCUUGACUCGUUUGAGGUCAAGACGGAAUCAGUGGAUCAGUUCAACGAGUGGAAAGACGAGUUCAUGAAAGACACUAUCUGGACCGAGGAAUGCCGCUCGUGGUACAAAGCAGGCAACAGCCUCGGAAAAGUUCUGGCCCUCUGGCCAGGCAGCACCCUGCAUUACUUGGAAACGAUCAAGAGCCCACGCUGGGAGGACUGGACCUACAAGUAUCCAGCCGGCAAAAACAAAUACAUAUACCUGGGUAAUGGCCACAGCGCAGCCGAAGUUCAGCAGAGCGACCUCAGCUUCUACAUCAGAAACAAGGACGACUCGCCGGUUGAUCCGGUGUUGAAGAAGCCGGCGGUAAAGGCCAAGAUUGAGGCGGUGCAGGGCGCAAUUCCAGGAGUGGUCACGUCUGAAGCCUCGGGGCACUUUGGGGGAGUGGAGGCUCGCUUCCCUAUAGGAGUAUCUAGCAAAGUCGCAAGUUGAUUGAGGAGCUCGCGGAAGCCAUCGCGUAUCAUAUUCAGCGUUUCCUACUGCAAUUCAAGCCCUUUGUAUUGAUUGCGGCUCAGACCUUUUAAGAUGUUCAAUAUUCCGCGCGGCUAGUCCUGGCUCGGCAGAUGAGGAGUUGACUGUAACGGUGGAGAAUUGCUAAGAAUCCG
This is a messenger RNA of Eremomyces bilateralis CBS 781.70, 2217 nucleotides long. Its product is annotated as flavin-binding monooxygenase. The record is from RefSeq and is a predicted model, not a curated record. The coding region runs from base 224 to 2044 and encodes 606 amino acids. The transcript is spliced from 6 exons. NCBI's taxonomy places the organism in Eukaryota, Fungi, Ascomycota, Dothideomycetes, Eremomycetales, Eremomycetaceae.